GUCUGAGGUUGAUGGGAAGGAGGUGGAGAACUCUUCGCCCCAGCCCUCACUGAUCCACAGGUUAGUCACCUACAUCUUUGUCUACGAAGACCUGACCUCCUUGACCUGUGGUGCCGUUAUCAUCUGGUACUUUGCUGGCAGCUUUGAGAAGAACGUUGGCACUGUGAAGCACUGCUUCCUCACCGUUGCCUUUGCCAUCCUCUCCGCCCUCCUCUACCUCCUACUCGAGACCGUUGUCUCAAGGGUGUCAGAGGUAGAAGAUGCCAAAGGAUUCACCCCAGUAGCUUUUGCUACGUUGGGCGUGUCCACCACCCGCUCACGGAUGAAGAGGACCCUGGUUUUUGGUGUUAGAGUGCCAGUGGUGCUGGUGCCAUGGUUUAUGCUCUGCAUAGCAUGGUUUAUCCCCCACUCUUCUCUCCUGAGUAACCUGUGUGGACUCCUAGCCGGGGAAGCCUAUGGUCUUGGCUACUGUUUCUGCUUGGAUUUUCCAGAGUCCAUGAGCUCUAAGCUGGACCGGGUGUUCCCUUUCAGCCUGCUAAAGAGGAUACCAGGGCUGAAAUAUAUCCCAGGGCCCUUAGCAGAGAGAAGAACCUUGGAAAGCAGCAAGAUUAACCCUGCACCAGGGGCCUACCCCACCCAAAGCUACUACUGCUCUUCGCCUCCGGCUCUUCCUGCUUUCCAGGUGCAGCACCCCAAUGCUCAGAGCCAGGGGUUUCAGCAUGCUCUGGGAUACGAGUCAUCUUGGCACAGCCAUGCUGCAGGACACAGCUUCCCUUCUUCUCCCUACCAAGCCAGAAGUGCCUUCGGAGAGUGUUUCGUGCAGGCCCACGCUGGAGCCGCGCCUGGACAUAGCUGCCAGCUGGGCCAGUUCCCUCCCCUGCAGCGCGUGUGCCUGACUGAUCCACAGACGCCUGCAG
Molecule: messenger RNA, 917 nt
Organism: Eurypyga helias (sunbittern)
Lineage: Eukaryota; Metazoa; Chordata; Aves; Eurypygiformes; Eurypygidae
Gene: RHBDD2
Product: rhomboid domain containing 2
Exons: 4
Cellular component (GO): membrane
Molecular function (GO): serine-type endopeptidase activity
Source: RefSeq, a predicted model, not a curated record